AUGGAAGGGUCCUCUAUGCAGAUCCCCGGCCUCAAUCUUGGCCAGGGGCAAGCUGAGGAGAAGCCAACCAGUGAGGUGACGCAAAACACUCCUGUCGUUCCGGAAAAGCAGCAGGAGAAUCUAUCUCCAGUGGUUGAGGCCUCUGCUCGCCCGGAUGAGGGCAUGGAUCUCGAUGUCCCAGGCAGCCCAGAUGUUACUGACGCGCUUGAGGCUGCUCUUGCCGCCGAGAAUGAUGUCAAAGACAUGGUGGCUAAAGCCCAGGAGUCUGUUACUGCUCCAGCGACUGUCACUACAACGGAGAGCAAUGUCAAUGUCAAGGACACAGUCAUGACUACAACACAGGAAACUGAUAUUACAGAGACCAUCAGAAAUACGACAAACGAGACUCCCGUCCAAGAUGGAGAGCAAGAGGAGGGCGAGCACCCAGAGUGGGAGAUUGACUCUUCACCCUAUGAGUCCUCAAGCUCCGAUUCUUCAGAUGAUGACUCAGAUGAUGAAGACUAUCCAAUUCUCGGCGUCGAGGAAACCGCCCGGAUGUUGAUGGCUCUCGAGCAUGAUGGUGAUGUGAACGGGUCUGGAGGCGUUAGAGAGCCAAUCCGAUCCAAAAACGAGAAGCCUGAAGAGGUGAUCCCCAAGCCUGAUGUUCAAAUUCUCCCCGAGGAUAAGAUUGAGCUUUUGGGUCAGAUUCAGUUCAUUGUCGAGACCAAUCUUGUCAUCCAAUCCUGCAAGUCCGCUGCAGAGCAGGUUCUAGACACCGGCACUGUACUGUGCAAGGAAGACCGCACCGUCAUUGGUGCCCUGGCUGAUGUGUUAGGCAACGUCAGAGAUCCCAAGUAUACGGUGGGCUUCGCCAACGAAGAGGAGAUCAAAGAGCUUGGGCUGGAGGUUGGAAUGCCCAUCUUCUUCUCAACGAGGCAUGCCAAUUCUGUUUUCACCAAGCCGCUUAUGCAAGCGAAGUACACGGAUGCGAGCAACGUGCACGAUGAGGAGCUUGCUCCCGAAGAGAUGGAAUUCUCCGACGACGAGAAGGAACAAGAGUACAAGCGGAACAAUAAGCUGCAGAAGCGAACGAACCGCGAGAAAAAGCUCGGGAUUGAACCAGGAACUGGUCGCGGUGGCGGUCGCGGCGGAAAGUGUGGUGGUCGAGGCGGAGGUUCAGGCUGGGGCGCCCAACAUGCUCCUAGCUCCUCCGUUGCGACAACAGCUACACUCGAUUAUGAUGACGACGAUGGGCCUUACCGUCCAUUGGCCAGACCCCCUGGAUUUGGUUUACCUCCCAGGCCCCCGAGUCCGGCUCGCGACCAGCUGAACUUCAAUCAGCAUGGUGAUUUCGACAAUCGAGGCCGUGACGAUAACCGUGGUCAUGAUGGCUUCCGUGAUCGAGGAAACAGCCGUGGCAGGGGCGGCUUCAGAGGCAAUUUCCGCGGUCGCGACAACGAAGGGGGUCCUCGCGGCUUUGGUCAUGGGAGACAUUCGUCUGUCUCGACUGAUGUCUCCACCGCAACAUCCGCAACUCUGCCAGCUUUCUCCGCCGGCGGCAGCCCUUCUCCCUACAGCUUACAUGUCCGCCCUUCAUUCGCACCCGUUCCAGCUCCUACCCAAGGCGCCUGGCCCGGCAUGCCAGCUAUUCCUUUCCCCCCUCCGCCGCACGGUUAUUCAGCUGCUCAGCAGGCACCGCGUCCACCCAUUCCCGGACAGCCGCAGCCUCCUACGGGUGGGUUCACGUUUAACUAUCCCGCCUGGCCGCAGGCUCAAACCCAGGCCCAGGGGCAGGGGUACGGUUAUGCUCCAGCGGCUCCAUCCCCAACCCCUCCCCAACAGCAGACUGGGUACACUCAGCCGCCGAACUGGGCCGGCGCAGCCGCGAUUCUCCAUAAUUUGGCACAGGGUGCCUACGGGCAGCAGGCUCAGCAACAGGCUCAGCAACAGGCUCCGCAGCAGGCUCAACAGCAGGCUCAACAGAGCUAUCAAGGUCAGGCUACCAAGGUCAAGCUGGUCACCAGGCCCAGCAGAAUGGAGGUCAGCAGCAGGCUCAGCAGCAAGCUCCGCAACAGCAACAGAAUCAGUACUGGCAGCAUUAGGAAGGAUCGGCGAACGACCGAUCCGAGUCUCGACGUGACGCCUAACUGA
Messenger RNA from Podospora pseudocomata, 2130 nucleotides. RefSeq lists its product as uncharacterized. Bases 1 to 2130 code for a protein of 709 amino acids. The record is from RefSeq and is a predicted model, not a curated record. Gene Ontology annotation, biological process: ribosome biogenesis; box H/ACA snoRNP assembly; pseudouridine synthesis. NCBI's taxonomy places the organism in Eukaryota, Fungi, Ascomycota, Sordariomycetes, Sordariales, Podosporaceae. The transcript has 4 exons. Gene Ontology annotation, molecular function: RNA binding. Gene Ontology annotation, cellular component: sno(s)RNA-containing ribonucleoprotein complex.